Molecule: messenger RNA, 6564 nt
Organism: Bathycoccus prasinos
Lineage: Eukaryota; Viridiplantae; Chlorophyta; Mamiellophyceae; Mamiellales; Bathycoccaceae
Exons: 1
Coding region: 1-6564 (2187 amino acids)
Molecular function (GO): protein binding
Source: RefSeq, a predicted model, not a curated record
AUGGCGGGCUCUCCGUACCCGAAGCGGAAGCGGAGUAAAGAGACGACCUCGUCUCCUUCUCCUUCUCCAAAAGCGGUGGCGGCGGGUGCGGGUGCGGUUGAGCAGCAGCGCGACGAUUUUGACGACGACGAGAAGAAGAAGAAGAAGAAGAAGAAGACGAAGGCAAAGACGAAAAUCAAAUCACACCAAAACGACGAAGAAACUUUACGCAAAAAAAAUCAAACGACGACGACGACGACGACGAGUCAGACGACGACGAUUGGUUCUAUCGAGGAAAAAGAAAAGGAGGAGGAAAACGACGAGAAGAAGAUCACGCCGAGAGAAUGGUUCGCGCUGUUAGUACACUCCUCUUCGCGAUAUCGAAAGCACUUAGAGCGCUUGAAAUGCGACGACCGUAACGAAAAGGAAGAGGAGGAGGAGAAGGCGUUGGAUGAUUCUUUUUCCGAGGAGGAGGAGGAAGUUGAGAAGAAAAAAGGAGACGACGACGAAAAGAAGAAGAAGAAGCGAAAAGGAGUAGAAAAAGAAGAAGAUGGAGAUGAACAAAAACGCGAAGAAAUAACGCCGUACAACGCGUUAGAUUCCGGAAGUCUUUUGUUUGAAGACAUGUGGAACGUGCGAUCGAGAGCGAUGGAGGAGUAUACGCCCGCAGAAAUUACAGCAAACAAACACGGUCGCGUCGACAUUUCGUAUCCUUCGAAGACUAUUUCGGCGGGGCCGACAGGUACCGCGAGGGAACGCCUGAAGAAGAUUAACAGAUUCGAGAAGAAAGAAGAAGGGGAAGAAGGGGACGCAUGGACCAAAGAAUUCGACGGAAUCGAAACGUUGGCACAGCUGUUGAUACAAAAGAAGUCGCACUUGUCCAAGAUUUUAGAGCCGGUGUGUCAUAAUGACUUUUUCUUGAAGGAACCGACGACGAGCGAACAACUCAGUCGGUUACCGCACUCGCACAGGUUUACUGAAAUCUAUGAAAGAGGAUCCACGACCGAAGAACGCGUGGAAAGAUUGAAGAUGAUUGCGUACGUUUUAAACUUGAAGCUACCGGGUGACGUUUGUCAGAAGAGAACCUCGAGUCACAUUCGAGCAUUUCAAGGGCUAAUGAAGGAAGUGUUGACGCGUUUAAAGUCGCUGGCGUUUGCAUGCGCCAGACACGAGUUGUUCGAUGCCGUAGAAUUUCUUUCGUUGGAAUCAAACUUAGUCACGAAAGAGAUGACGAGAGAAGAAGAGCAAAUCAACACGGCGAGAGAAAUUACGCUUCAAAACGCGCAGAUUUUAACCGCGGUAAUGGCAGUUAUGAUCAGUUUAAUCGGCGAAAGCAACGAAAAAGAGUUUCAGACUUGGCAAAAAUUAGAAUACACGGGACACGCGUCCGCAAACGCGGAGGCAAGAAAGACAACUAGCAGCAAAUCGGUCGGGACCACUAAAUUAGAUUUCGACAGCUUAAAAAGGUUGGCGCGAACGUUACGCAAGAAAUUGUACGCGAGAAAUACGAUAACGGCACCAUGGCAGGGAGAGAUGAUAACCGAUUUUGGGGCUAUGACGAAUAAGAAAGAAGAAGGCGCGCUCGGAAAAAGAUCGAGAACACCGAUAGCGGCCGCCGGUGGCCAAGAGCCUGACGACGAAUACAACGAAUUAGAGGGGAUGGAGCACGACCAAGCGAUGAAAGGAGAUGGAACAAAACUGCAGCAACAAACAACCACGACGAAGAUAGCCACGGCAUCUCUUUUGACGCAUUGCUCGUAUUUGUUUACGAGAAGCGAUAUGCGCUUGGAGGAUAGCGAUAUUAUAGGUCGAUGUAUCUAUUCCAUUCCAAUCGUUUCACUCGCGGUUUCGCGGUUUCGAGCCUAUGAACGGAACGAUUCCACGGAAGGUAUAAAAAUACACAAAGCUUUUAGUGAAGUUUACAAGCUCGGCAGCGACAUCGUUUCCCGUCUAUGCGCAAUGGCUGGAGAUAUAUACGGCACCAUGUUGCCAAAAAAUUUAGACGAGACAUUCUUCACCUCAGGAGAAAAGGUGAUAGUGGCAGAGAAUUUAUCCAGGUGGUAUGCGCCCGAUUUUAUCGAGAGCAAAGAGGUGUUCUUGUACUCGGAGAGUGUACAGAUGCAGGAUACAUACGAAUACGGCCAAUGGUUAUUGAUGCCGCACUCCGAGACAAAAGCUGCAUUUUGCCGCAAACUCGUUGCUUUCUUUGUAGCGGCACAACACGACGGGUUUUUCGGGAAUUUUCAUCCUCUUCCUCGGAAAGAUAUUUGUCGCACUUUGUGCAUCUUAAAGUAUCACAAACACUUAGUUGAUGGCAUCAAACGCGACUAUGUGGACCGAUUAUACAGUCCUACCGAGGAAAGUGGCAACGUUGAAGCAUCGUUACCGAUGCGCGAUAGGGCGGGACAAUAUGGACCAAUUCUCUACAAGUUGAUCGCAAAGUUGAGCAUUUUGAAAGAAAUGGCGAAAGAGACGACGGAAAAUCUUGCAUCGAGUACCGCAGUUCGAGAGAAUAAGUGCGGCGACUGCGCGGAGCUCAUUGUCAAAGAGACGAACAUUUUACCGUUACUUCUUCAGCUCUUGCGCGAUAUACCGUCAGACGCAAUCAUAUUGCAAAAGGCAACCGGUGGUCACCGCUUCAUCGCACUCGACCUCGAGUUAGCGUCGUUGUUUGGAGCUUUAUUAAACAAGAAAGAGCAAGUUCGCGCGGAGGUGCUGAAAUACGAGGAGGGCGCAUUCGUACCAUUGAUAGUGACGAGACUGCUCGAUAUGCUGUCACCGCAAUCGUCUUCCGCAUCUUCCUCCUUGUCGAUGGGACAAUGGUAUCUUGAAAACUACGAAAACGCCAUGUGUGCCUCUCCGACGUAUUGGAUGAAGAGGUCUUUAUGGGAACAAACGAAUUUAAAGAAUCAACAACCGAAACCGGGAAUGAGCUCUUAUCAAACGGCGCGAAAGAAAGGUGCCGUAACGGCGGAAAUUAUUCAAUGCGUUUCCGAAUGUGUUGCGAGCAUGAACGGAAAAAUAAGAGAGAUCAACGACGAGUUGGACAAGCGCGACUUCUCCUCCGUAUUGUUGAAAUUGCUCGAACGAAAAGAAGGCAACGUGAAAGAAUCGGUUUCGGCGGCAAUCAUCGCCAUGGGCGAACAUAAGAAAAUAAUAGGAAAGAUUGAACACUUGAUCAAGAGCUUCGGCAAGAACUUUCGCAACUCCGGUAAUCCCAAGCAAUUGCUCUCGGUAACUGAGCGAGACGGGCUGAAAUCUAUGAUGCGCUCUGUCACAGAGUUAGUGAAGGAAACUCCAACCGUGCCGGACGUUAUCAACCGCGUCGUCAGCCAAACUCGCAUGGCUAGAUGGAUGGAGAGACUAUGGCGAGAAUCGGAAGAACAUAUUUACGACAAUAUGAAGAACACCGAAGAAGGAAUGGCAAAAUUGAAAUCAUUUGAGGAAGAAUACAGCAAGGGAACUUUAGUCAACUGGCGUACUCUUCGGAAGGAGGCGGACUUGAACGACGCGCUCAAACAGAUCGUCGGAUGUUCAACCUCGGAAGUCCUGAAGUUUCGAAGUUGCUACGACGAUGAAGACCAGAACAUAAAGAAGACCAAGUUGUAUAAAAGCGUUCGUGUUUACGCGCGAAUAUUUCGGGCGAAAGUCGCGGUGGGUUCUCUCGGCUUACCGGAGGGAAAUCCAUCGACGGAUGUGGAUGCGAGCGAUCCAACGUUUCUAGCGACUGGGAAGUACCCAUCGGUGCUCGAAUUGAAUUUAGUAGAAACGAUUAUAUCUGCACUCGCGCAUACGCGUUUAGAAGACGCUUGCGACGUCAUGGUUGACGAAGGAAUGGUUGAAAGCGUGAAAUCGUUGAUACAAGUUCUCUGUGAAAUCAACGAUCGAGUGGCAACAUUGUUAGACGUCGUGAAAGAUGAAAAGGAUCCACGCAUUGUUUCCGUCUCGGAAGUACUCAAAGAAGCGUGUUAUUGCAUGAGUUUAUUGGCUAGUAAAUCGUGUCAUCAAGAUCGCGUCGCAGACGCUGGGGUUAUUCCAGUCUUGGUCCAGAUAAUCUCGAACUUUAACUCAAAGCAAAAGGAAAAACCGCACGAUCCGGUCGCCAUCACAUCUUCUGUUGCGAGACGCGCCGCCGACGCCAUCACGAACCUCGCGCACGAAAAUCACGCCAUCAAAUCCACCGUGAGACACGAUGGUGGUAUUCCGCCGUUGAUUUCCUUGCUGCAUUGCGUGCACGACGUGAAAGUACAACGCGCCGCCGCUGCCGCCUUGAGAACAUUGGCAUUUAAGAAUCCUGAAAACAAAAACCAAAUCGUCGAAGAAGGCGCUUUGAAAAUGCUCCUUUUCAUGGUCCGCUCAGAAGAUUCUUCGGUACACAAAGAAGCCGUCGGUGUGAUUGGGAAUCUCGUUCAUUCGAGUUUACCCAUUAAGAAACGAGUUUUAGACGAAGGCGCUUUACAGCCCGUCAUUGGUUUGUUAUCUUCCUCGUGUCUUGAAUCGCAACGAGAGGCGGCUUUGUUGCUCGGCCAAUUCGCCGCUACAGAGCCUAAAGAUUAUAACAUGACUCGAAUCGUCCAGAGAGGUGCCAUCGCACCUUUAGUCGAGAUGCUGAAGAAUUCGGAUCCUGGUUUACGUGAAAUGGCCGCGUUCGCGCUGGGAAGACUCGCGCAAAAUACGGAUAAUCAAAUCGGCAUUUGCUUUGGCACCGGUAUUGGUCCUCUCUUGAAACUUCUCGAUUCGAACAUCGAUGACAUCAUGUUGCACUUACGAGAAACAAAUAGUUCGGUCAAAAAGCCGGACUCUGAGUUGAAAGUCGACGCGAGACGAUACGUGGAGAAUUUGCAACAUAACGCAGCCUUUGCUUUGUACGGAUUAUCGGACAAUGAGGAUAACGUGCACGUAAUCAUCGCGGAAGGGUCGGUUCAACGUUUCCGCGACGCCACUCUUCUGUUGGAAGCUUCCACCACGUGCGUACAAAAAACGUUGCAACGUUUGGAAGACAAACUGACUUUAGAUAAAAACAAGAAAUGUCGAGAGUAUUUGCAAUAUCUGAUGACGACGGAGCCAAAACACGCGAAGAAGUUUCGCAUUGCCGUCGCUUUCGCGCACUUGUGCAAUAAGAAAGACAUGCAGGACAUCUUCCUCGAAUCCGGAGGUUUGAAAAUAUUAAUCGACGUUCUCAUUGAUCACGCGUGGAACAAAACUGGACACAAGUCUUCCGAAAACGGAGUGUCUUUCAGUAGACCUGGAACUAAUAAUAUCGAACCGCGGCGAUACUUCCUAAAGUCGCUCGCGUUUACGAAAGAAAUAAUGAAAUACGACAAUCCAGGUUCUGACUUCAAUAAAAGUAUCGUCGCGAUUACAGAAAAAUUAGCAAACGUCCAAAAAUUGCACGGUCAUUGCUUGACCGCUUCCUCGUUGCUUCCGUCUGGAGCGACUGGAGCGAAUGUGCGGGAAACCAUAGAGGCUAUUUCUAGCAUCGUUGAAAAGACGAAACGCGACGGUCUAGGGAACAACGGCCCGGAAGUUUUCUUAGACGAUGACGAGUUCAUGGAACUCGACGGCGACGACGCAGCAAACGAAAUCGUGGCAAAUAAGUAUGUUUCGGAAAUUUCCACUCAAUUCUUUCCCAAAGAUAACGGCGAGAAGGAAUUAUUCAAGGAGUGUCUCGUGGUCAUGGAUGGUGGCGAAUAUAAAGUCAGACUUGGCGAUCGGAUGUCAGGGAUACCGGAAAUGAAAAUGAGCGCGAAAACCAAGAACCUUGAUUUAUGCGACGUCGUGUUCGUGUGCGCCUACGGUCGUCUAGAGUAUCAUGCGCAUCGAAUUGCAUUCGCACACGCGAGCGAGAAGUUCUUGAAGCUAAUAGAAGCUGGUUGUUUGCACGUUAAAAACACAAGAAACAAAAAGAAGGAAGAGAAAGUCUUUGGAGCGAUGGUUGACGAAGAGGAAGAUCCUGCACGCAUGGUGAUUGACGACGACGACGACGACGACGACGACGACGACGACGACGAUGACGACGACGACGAUGGCGACGACGAUGACGACGACGAUAACGAAAAAGACAACGCGAUGUGUCGAGUGAAGCUCGAUUGUUCCCAAUUUGCCUGCGAGCAAUUGCUGUACUAUUUGUACUCUGGAACAUUCACUGGGGUGAGUCUCUCGCAACGCGAAAGUUUGCCUUCAGACUUCUCCACCUUAAUACAGGAUUACUACUUUGAAGUACUCAAUUUGGCGAGGAAAUACGAUCUCGCCGGUCUCGUUCGAGAAGUUGAAGUGAGUUUCAAAGGCCUUUUUACCGUGCAAAACUACCUACGAAUCAUGUAUCACCCGUUGUUGGAAAAAUCGGAGGUGAUUACUAAGCUCGGCUGGCAGUUUGCGUUUGAGAAGAGAAACGUGCAUAAAAUAAUCGAGCUGCACGGUAUGAACUACUACACGAUGAUGAUGCACGAUGACGAAGAAAAAUUGACGAGCUGGUUAUCAGAUCGAAUCAAAAAUGCUCGCGACUUCACGCAAGGAGACGAGCAAGAGUCAGAAGAUGAGUUGCCUGAAGAGGAUGGAGAAGGUCCGGAGGAGGAAUUUUUUUAA